UACCAAGAGCGGUAACCCCGAGCUACACUCGAGCUUACCAUGCGGCGUUGCUCAGGGAGUCCCUGCAGCACUUACCUUGUCCUUCGCUCCCACGAUGUGUCCCCUGCAGCAUCCCCGGCCAUCUCCUCCGGCCAGUGCCGGCAUCCGGCUUCCAUGUUCCGGUCCCUGUGACAUUGGUACGUACGGGCGCCGGAACCGGUGGCAAAUUUAGAAUUUUUAAAAAAUGUCAUUUUUUUUAAAUGAUUUUAAAAAAUGCUUUGUCCUGUGCCCUGCCUGCAUUUUGACUGUUCUUUCUG
Messenger RNA from Staurois parvus, 296 nucleotides. The record is from the annotation of a GenBank genome assembly. Lineage: Eukaryota; Metazoa; Chordata; Amphibia; Anura; Ranidae.